This is a messenger RNA of Lithohypha guttulata, 2433 nucleotides long. RefSeq lists its product as uncharacterized. The record is from RefSeq and is a predicted model, not a curated record. Bases 1 to 2433 code for a protein of 810 amino acids. The transcript is spliced from 2 exons. NCBI's taxonomy places the organism in Eukaryota, Fungi, Ascomycota, Eurotiomycetes, Chaetothyriales, Trichomeriaceae.
AUGCACUUCCUCACAACUACCGCGCUCAAGGCGGUCACUCUGGUCAGCACUCUCCUCGCUGGCAUCAUCAUAGGUCAACAGGCUGAGUCAGCCGGCCUCGUUCUCUACACACCUCCAUCUUCCUUCAAAAUCCUCUAUGAUACAUACAUCCAACCAGUGUUUGCAACCGAAACCUGGACAAAUCUUCUCCCGGCUCCUGCGGUCAACGUCUCUCUGGUCCAACAACCUCCCACACCUCCUCACAUCUCCGAAGACAACCGGUCUGUUCUUGUUUCAGUGUUUGUGGGGACAAAUGGAAAGUGUCCAGCGCCUAUUACGAAAGACCUUGUUGUUUACGAACCUCCAAUGAACGGCCCAUCAUGGGAAGAGAUCAUGGAGGCUCUAAGUCGCAUACGCAAUCUGUCCACGCAAUCAGUACUCACCGGUGUCAUCCUACUAUACACCUUGUACUGCGUACCCGUUCUUCUCGUCCUUUGUGGCAUCAUACCACUGCUAAAGUUAUAUUGGAGGAGCGAGGAAGAGAAAAGUAUUUACCUCCAAGCAUUGCAAGCCAGCCAGACUCAAGUCCGUAAUCUUUUGAAAGAUAACAAGGUUAAAACUUGGGCUCUCCUUCGAGGAUUACGCGGACUUCACCAGUCGAACGCGUGGCAUAGACAAACUGAACAUGAACUCGAAGACGAACUCGAGGAUGCACGAGAGGAUGUCAUCUCACUCACGGCUCAACUUCAGGAGGCUGAGAGACAACUUAGGGAACAAAAUUCGUCAUCGCAAGCCUUAGUUCUAAGUAGAAACCCAAGGCCAGGAAUGCGUCGUCUGUUAGAGCUUACAAAUGGCCCAGCGACCGAAGGAGACGAGCAUCGUGCUGCUCCUUCCGCCACCUCCGACACUGACAACACUCAUCUUCCAAAUGCUGUUAGGCCGGCUGCUGUAGGCGACAACGAUUAUGGCGUAGAACCGGAUACGGAAAUCUUUGCGGCAGAUGAGGAUGACGACGAUGAAGGUAUCAACAUCAUCACGAAACGUGACGAGGAUGAUGAACAAGCAACACCAACACCACCUCUGCCUGCAGACAAUCCUGAUACACAAGACUCUGCCAGCGUCCCAGAUGGUGACUUGCUACUUCCUGUGCUCGCCAAUAUUGAUCCCCGCGAUGAACUCGUAUCAGAGGCUAUCUCGUCUUUGAUCAAAGAUACACACAUCACCAUCUCUGACGACGAUCUAUCUGUCUACCCUAUCCUCGAUCCACAAUACGUCAAGAAAGUGUUGGAAGAUGCUGUGAACGAAAAGUUCGGUGCAGAGGAGACGACAGAAUCUCCAUCUGAAGAGGUUGUCUACGAAACAGCAGUAGCAACUUCGUUACCAGACUUCACAGAAGAUGAGUCUGAAGCUACUUCAUCACCCCCAGAACCUCGGUCUGCUGAUGAGCCUGCAGUAGCAGAAGAGCUUGUAUCAUGCGAGGGUGCGAGUCCAGAAGAGCCCGCCCAAGCAGAGUCCGCCAGCAGUGUAGUUAGCACGCCACAGAGCGAUGACCAGAACCUUCAAUCUGAAGAUGCAUCGUCGCCAUCGACGGCAGCAGACGCAAAAGACUCCAACAACGAGGAUGCAACUGCUGUUGAGAGCGACCAGGUUCAAAAAUCAGCACCCGUGAUGCCAGUCCAGCCGGUCGCAGCUAUUACUACUGGCUCUUUCAAUUUCAACGCCAACCCAGCAUUGGACUCCAAUGUCUCCACUGAAGCGGUGGACAAACAGAAGGAAGCGGCCGAUCGACAGAUGGAAGCCGUGUUGUUCAAAUUGACACAUCGCACACCCAAGGCGAUAACGAAGAAACGAUCGGCUUGCGUGCAGAUGACUCGGCCUAUAUCAUCCUCCAACAAACGGGCUCCUGCUGUCAAAGCUUCAGCCAACGUCUUCAAUUUUGCUGAGCCCCCUCCACAGGCUUCGCAACCAACCCCGUUGAGUCAGGCUGAGCUACCCUCCGCUAACCCAUUCAGCUCCCUGGCUCCAGCUAAGCCACUACAAUUUUCUUUCGGUCCCACGGCUCCCUUCAAGUUUCCAAAGCCGGAAGAGCGACCGAGAGAGCCAUCUCAAAUUGCGACCGGCCUCCUUCUGAGUAAAGAGUCUGAGCAAGAGAAGGGCAAGGCCGAUAUCCCAACUGAGGCCAAAGAAAAUGCCAACGAUGCGAAGGCCGAGGUCACUGUCUCUACACCAAAACAUACACCAUCUACACCCUCCCCAACCUCCUCCCGCGCAAGCCCACCACCUUCAAAUAUCCCAUCGCUCGAACAACGACAGAAAUGGCAAAGCGAGAGUCGAUGCAUUAAAUGUGGCGAGAACACACACAUCACAUCUAUGUGUGGCUUAAUCGCUCGCGAGCCGAAGGGGACUCGAGGUGGAAAUACACGAUCGAAGACAAAGGAUCGGAGGGAGGAUUAG